Molecule: messenger RNA, 2789 nt
Organism: Cimex lectularius (bed bug)
Lineage: Eukaryota; Metazoa; Arthropoda; Insecta; Hemiptera; Cimicidae
Product: protein croquemort-like
Exons: 8
Coding region: 369-1868 (499 amino acids)
Cellular component (GO): cytoplasm; membrane
Molecular function (GO): scavenger receptor activity
Source: RefSeq, a predicted model, not a curated record
AUUUGGUAACACUAGUUAUCACACCCACUUUGGCAAGUUUGGUGAUUGCAUAUCUGUUGUCUGUUUGCUAUUUAUUAAUCUCGAAUAGCAUGACUUCUCUUUCAAAUCACGUCGACGAUUCCAUUCAACACAAUCCCAUUGUUUUAAUUAUCCACCUUUUAUUUGACUCUUAGCAUUUAGAAAUAAAUAUUAACAUUUAUCAUUAUUCAAUCAUGUUUUGAUAUAGAAUAGUCUUUGAACAGUUUCACUUUGUAAACUUCAUUGUACAGCUGUGUUUUCAUUUUAUUCAUAAAUAAAAUUAGCUGGAUUAAUAUUUAAAAAAACAUUCUGGUGGAAUUUGAUUUAAUUUCUUAACAAGAGCUUCAAACAUGAGGAAGAAUAUAUUCUUGGAAAAAGUCAUACUGCUCGGGUUCGGAGGGGUCCUGUUUGUACUGUUCUGCACCGUAUCAAUUGCAUGGCCUUUGUUCUUCUUCUCGCAGCUCAAGGAACAAUUAGUUCUUACCAAUCAGUCAAAGAGCUAUACUCUCUGGAAAGACACACCAAUCCCUAUGUACUUAGAGAUAUACAUGUUCAACUGGACUAAUCCGGAAGAGACUUUGAAAAAGGGCAAAACCCCGCAUUUUGUCGAGAUGGGACCGUACGUGUUUAGUGAGACGCACAAAAAAGUGGAUGUCAAUUGGAACGAUGACAAUGAAACGGUUACUUUUAAACAAAUUAGACAGUGGAAAUUUAUUCCUGGCUUGUCCAACGGAAAGCUUGAUGAUGAAGUCACAAAUGUCAAUGUUGUAGCCCUUACAAUAGCUAACAUGGUCAAAAAAUACAUUGAUAGCAAGACUAUAGAAAUACCUGUAGAUAAAUUGUUUUCAUUCUAUGAAAAAAAAGUUUACAUAAAAAAACCUGUGAGGAAGCUGUUGUUUGACGGUUACAGUGAUGAACUCCUCAAUAUUGCAGAAAAGCUGAAACAUAUAAUUAAAGUGAAAAUUCCUUUUGAUAAAUUCGGAUGGUUCUAUUCUAGAAAUAAUUCAGCUGAUUACGAUGGAGUGUUCAGCAUAAACACGGGAAUGGAUUGUUUGUAUCGACUUGGCCUCCUGGAGGAUUGGAACUACAACACGCAUACAGACAUUUACAGUGGAAUAUGUGGUCAGGUUAGCGGGACGUUGGGCGAACUCUGGCCUUAUGACGCAUCAAAGAAGGAAGAAAUAGAAAUAUUUGCAAAUGAUAUCUGCAGUUCGAUAAAAUUAAAAAGAAACUCUACCCAAACAAUCCAAGGAGUUGAAGGUAUACUUUUUGAGGGAGAUGAAACUGUGUUCGACAACGGGCAGAUAGUUAGGGAAAACGCCUGCUACUGUUCGAACAGCAAUUUUGCUUGUCCACCUCCCGGGACGAGGGAUAUCUCCACAUGUCGUUACGGAGCUCCUGCAUUCAUUUCAUACCCACAUUUCUACCUCGGCGAUAAGUACUACCACAAGGCCGUAUCAGGAAUGAAACCAGAUCCACAAAAGCAUAAAUUUUACAUUGUGCUCGACAAGACUAUGAGCAUCCCUCUUGAAGUUCAUGCGAGGCUUCAGAUAAAUAUUUUGACGGAAAAUUCAUUUGGGUUAAAAUUUUUUGAAGAUUUGCCGACAGCUUACAUGCCGAUGAUCUGGUUCAACCAAAAGGCGGUGAUCACGCCAACGCUUUCGAGCCAAAUUAAAAGCAUCUCCUUUUUUGACGAUAACCUUGAAUACAUCUUUAUCGGGCUUGCCCUAUUUGGGCUUAUCCUGACACUCUUAGGUAUAUUCCUUUGGGGUCGAAGGGUCUAUAUCCAAGAGCCCAGCCCAUCAACAUCGUUACUCUGCAAUUCUGAUUCAACUGAAAAUAUUAGUUAAAAACUUUUUUUUAAUUGUAUUUUUAGAAUAAGAAAUCAAUUGCUCAUGCGCUAUAUAAUAUUAGAUCUUUUGAUUUACGAACAAAAGCGAACCAGUCUUGUUCCUUAUAUAUUUAAAAAAAAAUAUAGUAUUACUAAUUGAUUUUAUAUUGUACAGGAAUACAGGAAAACUAGGUAGUAAAAAAUAAAUUUUCUGUAAGUUUAUUAGUGCAUGAAAUAUUUGUCUUUAUGAUGAUAAAAAAACUUAAAAUAAAUUAUUAUACUUAAGUAAAUAAAUGAUUUGUUUGUAAUUUUAUACACUUAAAUUUCAAAUGCUGUGCAAUUUGUGUUAUAAAAAGAAGCAAGUUUUUAAUUUGUCCAUUAUUUUAAACAAAGUACUUUAAUGUUAGAUGUAAUAACCAUGUUUUUUAAAUUUAUAAGUGGCAAUUGACUAUUUCCUAAGAGAAAUUACUUACCUAAUAUUUUAUUUGUAUCACAUGAAUAUUAAACUAUACUUAACACCUUUAGGAAAAACAAAAAUGUGGAUAUUAAAAACUUUUCCUAGUAUGAUUUUGGACUGUUGAAAUUAACUUUCAAUAAAUAAAAUAUUAUUGUUUAAUCCAGUAAAAAUCUUUGAAUUAAUUAUAUCUUGAUAUUUAUGAGUUACUGUCUUAGUUUAUAAAUUUUACCAUGCUUUGCGGACAAUAGGUAGGCUGAUGAUAGUCAAUCAGACUGCAUUUAAUAAAAGUUUAAUAAUAAAUGUAAAGAAAAAUGGUAGAUUGAAUUACCUUAGAUAAUGCUUGCAUAUUAAUAAAUUUUUGUGAUAAAUUUUCAUAAAGAGUUGUAUAAAUUGAUAUUUUGUUUAAAUUUUACAGUAAAAAAACAUAUUUCCCAUGAUAUGCAUUAGGUGUAUCGGGUUAAAUAAAACUGUGAUAAAUAUUUA